Messenger RNA from Rotaria sp. Silwood1, 4614 nucleotides. Lineage: Eukaryota; Metazoa; Rotifera; Eurotatoria; Philodinida; Philodinidae. The record is from the annotation of a GenBank genome assembly.
AUGUCAUUUAUGCAAGAAAUGGAAACAACUCCGAUGGAAGCUCGACAAAUUUAUUCAAGCCAAAAAGAAGUAAUGAAGAAAAUAGCUGAAUUUUCAGGAGAAGCUGAUGAAAUCGAUAUUGAUGAAUGGAUUUUUGAUUUAAAUAAUUUAUUUUCAUUAAUGAAAUUAAAAGAUGAAACAAAAGUUCUCGAAACAAUGGGCAAAUUAACAGGACCAGCAUUACGGUGGUAUCAAGAAAAUUUAAGAUCAUUCAUUACUUGGAAUGAUGCUGAAAAAGCAAUACGUGAUCGAUUCAAAGAAUUUACAUCCAACAGUCAAUUAAUGCAAGAAUUUUUUAAUAUUCAUCAAGAAGAGAACCAAUCCGUUAUAUCAUUUUAUGAAAAUGUAAUUCGGAAAUAUAGAAAAUCUCGACAAUUUAUUACUGAACAACAAGUUAUCACAGUAUUACAAAAUGGUGUUAAAAAUUCAUUAAAAGAAUAUUUAAUUCGUAAUGAAAAAGAAAUUAAAAUACCAGAAGAAUGGUUGCAAUUAGCAAAAGAAGAAGAAUAUAUACAAAAACGAAUUCAACAACAACAUAAUGGUUUAUAUUCUGGAACAAAAAAUAAAACAUUUUUUGAACAUAUAUUACCGACUGCAACUGCUCAACCAACACCAUCGAAUUUUCAAUUGUUGAGUCGACAGCCCUUUACAUCACGUCAUUACUAUAAACAACACCAUCAACAACUACCAUCAUUAACAAACAAUCGAACACAUCCAAAACAAAAUAAGUUUAUGAAUCUUAAACAACAUCGGGAAAAUUAUCCAGAAAAUAAAACACAAAAAUCCAAUCCAUCACUUAUCGAUACCGGAUCGGCCAUCACUAUUAUACAUCAACAACUAUUAAAUGAUAUACCACAUGAAAAAUUAAUACCAAAAACAAUAAAUCAUAUAUCUGCAAAUUGCUCAACAUUAGAUAUUGUUGGUGAAAUACCUUUAGAAAUAAAUGUUAAUGGAAUAACAACAACAAUUAUUGCUGAUGUUACAACCAAUCUGGUUACGAAUUUAAUAUUAGGUAGUGAUUGGAUUCAAUCAAACAACGUUUAUAUUCUUACACCUGAACAACGAAUUAUGAUCCAAAGUCGAGGUAAAGAAGUAUCAACUCCUUUUGUAAAACCACCUCUUUUAAAUUAUCCAGUUACUCUUAUUAAUCAUAUUACUCUUCCUCCUUUUUCAGAAAAAAUAGUAGAAGCACAAGUUCAACAUAACAAUAUGAUAGAUGUAUUAUUUGAACCAAAUCCUCGAUUAAAAAAUAAAGCAUUAUUUACUGCAACUGCAUUACUGAACAUUGAAAAUAGACGAAUAAUAAUUAGUAUAAUUAAUGCAACGAAUCGACAACAAACACUUUCCGAAGGAACCAAAUUAGGUAUAGUGACACAAUUAUCUUCUACAAUUGGUGUUACCAUACCAUCAAAUUAUUUGAUAGAACGCAUUCCGGAAGGAAAAGCGUGUAAAGAGCUCAUUCCUGAAGGGAAAGGAGCGAAUAAAUCAAAUAAAUUAAAUGGUAACAACAUACCAACUAUAGCAUCACACGGAAAACAACAUCAAUGUCGUAAAUGUUAUCAACAUUUUGAUACUAGCAAUGAAUUAUUCAAGCAUCUUAGAAAUCAAUGUUAUCCUGACGAAAUAAGACAGCAAAUAAAUAAAUUAACUGAACAUAUUAGCGAUGAUAAACAACGAGAACAAAUUUUAAAAAUUUUAUGGAAAUAUGGAAAAUUAUUUGACAUUAGUGAACCGUCAAAAAUUGAUAUAAUUUUAAAAAAUGCUAUUGAUACUGGUACACACCGUCCUGUUCAUACUGCACCAUAUAGAAAAUCAAACAAAGAUCAAGAAACCUUAAGAAAAGAAACAGAUAAAUUAUUAAAAAAUGGAAUUAUUGAACAUUCAACAUCACCAUGGUCUUCACCUGUCGUUUUAGUAAAAAAGAAGGAUGGAACAACAAGAUUUUGCGUCGAUUAUCGUCGCUUAAACCAAAUUACAACAAAAGAUGCUUUUCCAUUACCAAGAAUUGAUGAUAUUUAUGACCAAUUAACAAAAGCAGCAUAUUUUACAAAAUUUGAUUUUAAAGCUGGAUAUUUUCAAGUACCAUUAGACAAAUUAGAUCGACCAAAAACAGCAUUUUCAACUCGAGAUGGACAUUUUCAAUUUCGAGUAUUACCACAAGGUCUUACUAAUGGACCACCAACAUUUCAACGUAUUGUUAAUCAAAUAUUAGGUCCAAACAGAUGGAAACAUGUACUCGCCUAUAUCGAUGAUAUUAUUAUUUACUCACAAAAUUUUAAUGAACAUUUAAAACAUAUUGAAGAAGUGUGUUUAUUAUUACAAGAAGCAAAUUUUAAAUUAAAUGUUGAUAAAUGCGAAGUUGCAAGAACAGAAAUAUUAUUUCUUGGACAUUUAAUUAAAGCAGGUACUAUUAAACCUGAUCCAGAAAACAUUCGUGGUUUGACUGCAACACGUGAACCAACGUCAGCUGAAGAAGCAUUUAGAUUCGUCAAAGCAGCAGAAUAUUACCGAAAAUUUAUUCCAAAAUUUUCCACCAUCGCUGCACCAUUACAUCAAUAUUCUCCAGCAACAGUACAACAACAAAAGAAUAAUAAAAAAUUAAAAUUUGAAUUAUCUGCUGAAGCUAGAACAGCAUUCCACCAACUAAAGAAAAUAUUAACAACCGAUCUUAUUCUCGAUUUACCUGAUGAUACAUUAUUAUUUAAAUUACAAACUGAUGCUUCUGUAGAUGGAAUUGGUGCUGUUCUAUUACAAAUUACUCCCAAUGGUGAUCGACCAUUAGCAUAUAUGUCCAAGAAAUUAACAAAAGCACAAACUAAGUGGCCAACAAUUGAACAAGAAUGUUAUGCAAUAGUACAAGCAAUAGAAAAAUGGGACAAAUAUCUUCGUGGACAUGAAUUUAUGUUAGAAACUGACCAUGAACCAUUAAUUCAUUUUACAAACAAAGAACAACUAAAUAAAAGAUGUGAACGAUGGCGAUUAAAAUUAGCUGAAUAUCGAUUUAAGGUGAAACAUAUUCAAGGUAAGAAAAAUUAUAUGGCAGAUUAUCUUUCAAGAUCACCAGUCGACAUAGCUGAAGAAGAUAUUGAAGAACGAACUCAGUAUGAAUCAACAUCAACACAAACAGAUUUAUCAUUUUCAUCAUUAAAUGAUAAUUUGAUUCCAUUAAAAAUAACAACAGCGAUUACUAGAGCUCAAGCCAAAUUACAACAACAAGCAAUGGCAACACCACCUAUUAAACCGACGAAUGAAAAAAUUAAUGAGCUCAUCCCACAAGGAAAAGCAGCGACUGAUGAAGAACUGAUAAUCAAACCAUCAGAUGAAAAUCCAAAUAAGAUCAUCCCAUUUGAUAUGGAUGACUUAAGAAAAUGUCAAGAAGAAGAUAAAACAAUUCAAGAAAUAAAAAAGAAUAUUAAGAAUAAAAAACAUUAUUUUAUUGAAGAUGGAAUAUUAUUUAAAAAACAACAACUACCAUUUCUAUCUGUACCAUAUGUUCCAGCAGGACGAAUACGUGCUGAUAUAUUAAAAAUUUAUCAUGAUACACCUGCUAAUGGAGCUCAUUUUGGACGUGACAAAACAAUAAGAAAAAUUCAAGAACGUUAUUAUUCGCCAACAAUGAUAGCAGAUAUUAGAAAUCAUUUAGAUUCAUGUUUACCAUGUGCACAAAAUAAUUAUCGUCGUCAAAAAUUACCAGGAAAAUUAAAACCAAUACCACCACCAGAAGGAAUAUGGAAAUUAUUAAGUAUGGAUUUUCAUGGUCCAAUAACUCCAACAUCAAAAAAAGGAAAUAGAUACAUUAUAUCUCUAACAGAUGUAUUAUCAAAAUUUGUUAUCACAAAAGCUGUUCGAGAUUGCUCAGCAACAACAGCCGUGAAAUUUCUUAUAAACGAUGUUAUAUUAAAAUAUGGCACUCCAACAUGUAUAUUAACCGAUAAUGGUACUCAUUUUACUUCUCAAGUUAUGAACAAAUUAUUUGAAAAUAUUGGAGUCACUCAUCUCUAUUCUACAGUAUAUCAUCCACAGACAAAUGGACAAAUUGAACGAUUCAAUGCAACUAUGGAUGGAAAAAUUGCCGCUUUAUGUAAUGAACGACGUACAGACUGGGAUGAAGUAUUACAAUUUGUUACAUUUAAUUAUAAUACAUCAAUACAUGCAACAACAAAACAAACACCAUUCGAAAUGAUGCAUGGAAGACAAGUUACACUUCCAUUUGAUCAACAAAAAGAAAUUAUUUCGCUCACACAAGAUCCAGAGCACAGUCAAAAAAUUAGGAUAUAUCUCGAAAAAUUAGUAAAUGAAGCUCGAAACAAUAUUAUAAAAAAUCAACAACAAUAUAAAGCUCGAUAUGAUUUACAUAGACAAGAUUUAUCAUUAAAACUCAAUGAUCUAGUUUUGGUAAAAACAAGAAACAUUAGAAAUAAAUUUGAUAUACGAUAUGAAGGUCCAUUUAAAAUUAUAAAACAAUUAGGAAUUAAAACAUUUAUUGUCCAACAUGUUAAAAAAUUAACGUUAACAAAACAAGUGACAAUGGAUGUUAUCGUUCCAUUGGUGGAACGAUGGAAUUUAAUCCAAUAA